Miscanthus lutarioriparius is the source of this 411-nucleotide messenger RNA. The record is from the annotation of a GenBank genome assembly. NCBI's taxonomy places the organism in Eukaryota, Viridiplantae, Streptophyta, Magnoliopsida, Poales, Poaceae.
AUGAUCUCCUGGCGGCGCAGCGCGUCCUGGUUGUCGUCGGCGUCCCGCUCCUCGCUCGGCGCUGCCGUCGGCGGGGAGGCGAGGGUCACGCCGGAGGCGGAUCCGGCGGCCCAGGAGGAGGAGGAGGACGAGGCCGACGAGGAGCGGUGGUCGCGCCUGCUGCCGGAGCUGCUCACGGAGAUCAUGCGGCGUGUGGACGCCGGCGCCGUGCGCUGGCCGCCGCGGCGCGACGUGGUGGUCUGCGCCUGCGUGUGCCGGCGGUGGCGCGACGCCGCGGUCUCGGUCGUGCGCCCGCCGCUCGAGUGCGGGAGGAUCACCUUCCCGUCCUCGCUCAAGCAGGUGAGACACAGACACCACCGGGCCGUAACGUCUCGUCAUAGUAAUACUGGCUCUUUUGAUCUGUUUGUGUAA